Messenger RNA from Sphaerodactylus townsendi, 573 nucleotides. RefSeq names its product secretory carrier-associated membrane protein 4-like. The record is from RefSeq and is a predicted model, not a curated record. The coding region runs from base 82 to 444 and encodes 120 amino acids. Gene Ontology annotation, cellular component: trans-Golgi network membrane; recycling endosome membrane. The transcript has 5 exons. Gene Ontology annotation, biological process: protein transport. Lineage: Eukaryota; Metazoa; Chordata; Lepidosauria; Squamata; Sphaerodactylidae.
GCUGGGAGCGGCGUCGGCGGAAAAAAGAAGCCAGGUCCUGCUUGAGGAAAAACCUACCUGCAGGUGGCUUCUACAGAAAGAAUGGCAGAAAAAGUAAACAACUUCCCCCCGCUCCCUAAAUUCAUCCCCCUGAAGCCGUGCUUCUACCAGAAUUUUGCUGACGAGAUUCCGAUCGAUCACCAGACACUGGUGAGGAGGAUCUAUCAUUUGUGGAUCUUCUACUCCAUCACGUUGGGCGUUAAUCUCAUUGCUUGCCUGGCUUGGUGGAUCGGUGGUGGUUCCGGUGUGAAUUUUGGCUUGGCCAUCCUCUGGUUGAUCAGCUUCAGCCCCUGCAGUUAUGUCUGCUGGUUCCGGCCCAUCUACAAAGCUUUUCGUAGUGAAGUUAAACUUGGCCAUCUCAGCCAGCUCUAUACCUUCACCCGCAUUCUUCAAUUGCAGGUAUAAUUGGGAUUUUUUUGGUGUAUAUAUUAUUCUUGCUUCUGCUGUCAUAUAUAAAAGCAAAGUUCCAUGUUUUCUUUUCAAGAGAUCUGUCCAUCAGUUCCAACAGAUAAUGGACAGAUUGGAGCGCUGGGC